Molecule: messenger RNA, 2391 nt
Organism: Ectocarpus sp. CCAP 1310/34
Lineage: Eukaryota; Phaeophyceae; Ectocarpales; Ectocarpaceae
Source: the annotation of a GenBank genome assembly
UCCUGCGUGUAAUCCUGGGGGGAUGACUAAAUCCAUCUUGUAGAGCCCUCUUCCCCUACCAGUGCCUGUAGUAAAUGGGGAAGAGUCUUCAACAGCGAUUGGCAUGUGGCAUUCGCGUAAUGUCUUUAACAGCACGCGAACCAUCCUAUUGUGCAGGAAGGUUGAGGCGCCGGUCUUCGCGCAGACCAGGGAAUGGGGUCGGCUCAACCGUUCCAUACACGGUGACAAUGCACCUGCGCUGCAAAGUCUGCCUGUAUCGUAGUCAGUUCGGUCGUGACUCCCCAGUACACGACCGAUCGAUUCUCGAUAAAGGUCAGGUGAAGCACUACGCCCCUUCGGCUGCCGUUCAGGCGAGCGAGAAGGCCAGCGGAGUCCUCUUCACCGUCUUCAGAUCGCUGCUGGCGGAGUUCGGCAUCAAGCUCUCGGACCUUGCCGGUGGAACGACGGACUCUGGUUCUGACAUCAAGGCGAUGUGCACCAACUUCCUCCUGGCACAGCACAACGUCUACUGGGACUGGUGUGUCUGCCACCUGGCGGACAGGGCUGCCGAGGCCGCCUUCGGCACCUCGGCCGACCCCCAGAAAUCGAAGAACAAGGAUGCGCGCCAGGUGGUCUCGCUCAUCAUCAAGGCCGCCGCCAAGGUGAACCAGUCGCCCAUCUUCAAGCAGAAGUUCGACGAGGCCCAGAUGGAGAUGCUGGGCGAGACCUUGAAGAUCUCGAGGCACGCGCCCCAGCGAUGGCUGAGCCUCGUCCGUGUGAUAGAGCGCAUCAUCCGCCUGUGGCAUGUCUUGAGGAAGCUCUUCUCGCUGCUCCAGCCUCUUGCCGUCAUAACUAGGGACGGGCAGUACGGCGCCGUCCCGAUGACGGCAGAGAUGCACAUGGCGUUCGCCGAACUCAAGAAGGAGUUGCUCGACCCCGACGAGCCGCUGAAGGUGUUCGACAUCCCGGCGACGCCCGUUUCCCCGGAAGCAGAGCAGGCGGACGAGGAGGUCCCGAAGAAAAAGAAGUCGCUGCCGCACAAGAUGGUGGAACCGGCUGCCUUGCGUCCCGUCGCCACCAAGACCCGGGAGUUGCUCACCAAAACCCUCGUGGAGAAGUUGUACCGAAGGGUUUGGGACCAGGACAGCGCCGACCCUUCUCCCUUCCGCAACGCCUCCGUGCUGCUCACCCCGUCGUACAAAGACACCAACUUUCUCCAAGCGCAUGCUUUGACGGCUGCAGACUCGCAGCACCUUGACCAACGCAAAGCCCACUUGGCCCCUACCAUCGACACCGAGGUGGACCAGAAACUGAACGAUUGCUGGGCGGACAUCAAAGCGAGGGCGUCGGAGGCUGCGCGGAAGAAACACUCGGCACGUGCGACCGCAGAGGGCGGCCAACCACCGCUGAAGCGCCUCUCCACGCCGGCCACGAAAGCCAGGCCUAGGUUUGCUUCCCUGGCACGAAACAGGGUCCGCGGCGAUACUGAAGACGUGGGCGAGGGCGACAGCGAGGACAAGGUGCUCAUGCAGCAGGUCAGCCAAGAACUCGAGCGCUUUCAGGCGCUGUACAUGACGGCAGAAGAGUUGGACACGCGGGAAGUACUGCCUUGGUGGCGAAACACUGGUCGCAAGAUGUUUCCGUGCCUGGCGCCAGUAGCGCAGCAGGUGCUUGGAAACCAGGCGGGUGCCGCGCAGGUAGAGCGCGACUUCAGUAGUUGCGCUAAUCUCCUCACGCGCAACAGGAGCCGCAUCGACACCUACUGGGUAGAGAUGGUGAUGUUCCUCCACGUCAACUACAAGCGUAUCCCCGCGUUCAAGGACAUUCCCAUGAUUGCCGCCAAGGAUAUCAGGACAUGUCUGCCGCCACGGUUCAACGGGGGGGAUGCUGACCUGGCGGCAGCUGAGGCUACCUUCGACGUGAUUGAGAACACCAACAACUCGGACAUCGGCGUGUGAAAGUCGCGAGCGUUUCAUAAGUAGCCUCUUUCUUUGACUCCGUAAGAAGGACGUAGCAGUCAAAGUAGGUUGAGUCGGAGUCGCAUGGGAAGGCUAAGGCUUCUGCUCUUGGGUGUUGUGUUACCGAACUUCAGUUUCGCGGUCGUAAACUAAGUACUGCGCGGCUACGGCAGUUGAUUUGAUUUGAACGAUAGGCUAAUUUCAGUGCUGGGUACGAUUUCUAUUUUGUUCAAUGCUAUAGCGCCCUUGCCUCUCUUCCUGUACCUUCGUCGUAAACACGCACGUCGUCAAACUCGUCAUGUUCUGUAGGGUAAUUCAUGGGUACCGCGUAAGUACCGGGGGUUCUUGUGUAGACACAGAGUUCUGUAACACCCCCUGUACCCUACAGAAUAUCUCUGUGCCGCCCCCUGUAUCCUACAGAAUAGUUCUGUAACAUCCUCGCACAAUACAGAAU